UUUUUGGAAAUGUUUUAAUGACAAUUGAAGUUCAAAAAUAUUUUCAUUUGCAUUUCUUAAAAGUUUAAGAAAGUCAGACUCUAUUAUAAUUGUAAAGAUUUCAUGAUAUGAUGGAUUACCUGCUUCCUAUUGUUGGAGGAUCUUGCAUCUUAGCUGGGUCAUCUUUUGCUUAUAUCAAGUUAAGGCCAUUCUUCCCUGUGCAAGUGAACUGCUGGUUCUGCAAUACUGAUACCAAAGUCCCCUUCAAAUCCAAAAACAGUUUUGUCUGCCCCAAUUGUAAACAAUACAAUGGGUUUACUGAGGAUGGAGACUACAACUGUGAUAUGCCAUCCCAGUACUGCGAGUCCCUCAACUCUCCUCCCACACGAGCCAGAGUCAAACAACCUCCUUCAAGCACACCUGGGCUGUCACUGGGCAAUGGCUUAUGCCAGACAUGUAACCUUUAUCAAGCCAUGAAAGUGAAGGCACUGGCAGACUUUGUUCCUUCUCAUCCUGAUAAAUUUGAUGAAGAAGUAGAUGUUUAUGAACGUCGUCUGGAGCGGCUUUAUGGAGGGCUUUGUUCGCACUGCAACAAGACUCUGAGCUGCGCUCUCAUGGAGCAGGAUACAUGGCUUAAGCCUAAGCUUCUCAACUGGAGGAUGCAGCAAUCAACUACGCUAUUGAAGGCUCUUCUGACUCCUAUGCAUGGUAGGAUGUCCUGGCCGCUGCGCUGCAUCACUUUGUUGCUACGCACCUUGUGCUUCAUGCUAGCUACAUCUCUUCUGCUCUUUGAGUUGAGCAGCAUUGUUCAUUUAUCAAGUGACCUGACAAAUGAUACAUCCUCACAGCCCAAAAACCACAAUGUUGAAUCCUUAAUAAAUUCAUCUGAUGCAAGUGUUGAACAGGAUGCUCCUCUGGAUCUGUUUCAGAUGUCAUACGUGCUGACGGCUGGCAGUGACUGGGGGCACUCCCUGCGUGGCCAUGAAGCGGGCGCCGCUCUGCUCCUGCUUGCCUUGCAGCUCGCAGCUGUAGCCCUUGCCGGCAAGCAGCAUCUCAGGAGCUGUGACGCUGUCGCAUGCGUGAUGCUGGCGCUGUCUCUCUCUGUUGCCUCCUGGCAGCAGUUUACUGUGCUCACUGAGCUCAUCUCCACGCAACAGCUCGUCUUCCUCAAGGUAAUUGUUUAUGGCGCCUGUGUGUUGGCUGUGGCUGCUGGAUUCUACCGCCCACCGGCACCUCUGCCUCCUCAGUUCUUGCGGAGGACAUCAUCCAGAUGCCGAGUUCUCGACAGUUCUCAAGAUGAUAGCCAACUGACGGAGAAUAGCAUGAACACUUCCCAAGAAGUUCUCGGUAAUCCUCUGGUCGCUUCUCCGCCACCUACUUCUCCAGCAUCGCUCACCUCCAGCAGGUUGCCUGCAUCCCUACAUCCCACGCCUCUCAUUGCCGCCAGAGUCUCCACAAACAACACUUUCUCUCCAUCCAUCUUUUCAUCUCAAACCCAUAACCCUUUCCUUAAUAUUCCCGCUGAGAAGCCAUUGAAUUAUGCUUCUCUGUCAUGCAAUCCCGGAACUACGCUCAAUCAAAGUUCUAGUCUGGCCCAGCCAAAAUUUGCCCUGAAACCAAGUGCUUUAGGAGAUAACCUCAACACAUCUCUGCAAGGUCUUAGCCUGGGUUCUGGUCAAAACCAUGACAAUUCAUUCGCUUCUCGUAACCCUGUUCUUGGUGGAGGUCCCAACAGAAGUGGCAUGGUAUUGCGCUCCCAGCAAGCUCGCCUCUCCCAUAACACUAGCAGCAUUGCCCAAGCAUCUUGGGUUGCUGGUGGUUAUUGGGGAAGUCCUAGUAAGAACAAGCGAUCGCCUGUGAAGCAAUGGCAACCGCCAGUCAACUGUCCGGUUAUUGUCAACAAUGUUGAUCCUGUCCCGCCGUCGCGGCCUUCAAGUCAAAGUUCGGGUUUUGUAUCUCAUGGAAGCGGUAGUCAUGCAUCCGCGGAGGCUCAUGGCGCUGCAUUGAAUGCCAAUGCUUUUAAAGACACUGACCGCAUUUCGGUCGCAUCGGAACCCACAUUUACCUGGAAUUUCGAAGCAUGUGAGACGUCAUCACAAAGCUCCCAAAACACCGAAUUCCUAUCUCAUGCAUCCACCAAUGGUACUGUGAGACGCAGGCAUGCUGCUCGCCUUUCAUCCAUCCCCAGCUAUCCCUUGAGUGAUACUCACUCGAUGAGCUCUGCUACUGUAGGACCUUCUAUUUUCUCGAGCGCUGCUUCAGGAGUCAUGACUCCAUACCAAGACUGGAGAACUGGAUCCCCUGCUGAUGACAUGAACACCAUGCGGGCCUUGAGUCGUCUCAGCCAACACGACAUUAGUGACGAUAAUCUGAGUCUCAUCAGCGGGAAAACUUUACGCGUCAACAACCUUGAUCAACAAGGAGGUAUUAUCUUCACAAAUGGCAGCGCCACGCUGCGGAAUCCAUGGAUUGCUUUCAUUCUUGGUAUGAGUGUAAUGGCGAAUGGAUUUUUAGUUUUGGUGCUCUAUAAGAACGGAACGCUGGCUGAACUAAUGCGAUGACAAGUCAUGGAUCAAAAAUGAGUCUUAAUUGCUAAACUGUUGCCAAACAUUGCUUUGAUUAAAAAGGUAAUAUUAUGUAUGCAGCUUCAAGACAAAUGCCUCUCUUCUUCUAGAUAGCUCAAUGCCCCUAAUCUUGUAUAAAUUUCAUCAUCUCAUGACAUCAUUUGAAAAUUAUUAGAAAAUUUUGAACUUUAUAAAGUUAGUUAAUAAGUUUACGAAUCACAUUUGCCCAACAUUUGGUCACAUCAAAAUUUUCCUGAUACAAUAGGCAUUCGCAACAACAUGUAUGGCGUUAUUGAUAGUGUAAGUGUUUAAGGCUCAAUGGAAUAAACGUGUCCACCGACAUGAAGUUUAGUCAAUUAAAAGGAUAAGUUGUCUUUGUUGCUAUCUCAAAUGUUGUUUGUAGGUUUCAAUACGUCUUUUCAUAUGAAGGCAUUACCACUGUACAAACUGUUGCAUUUGUAGUCUUUUUGUUGUUCAUGCCAUAUUGGGGAUGUUAUUGACUUUCAUUAACGAUGAAAAUUGUUUUAAAUUUCAUAUUCAUCGUCUCAUGUGGUAUCAUUUUGUGUCGUCCAUUGUUGGGAAUGUACUGGAAAUGUUGUACUUAUUCCCUGAUGUAAGUGGAAACGUUUUUAUAAAUAGUGUAUUAUAGUUUAGAAAUAUUUUCUUUUUUUCGUCUAGUUUUGAGGUCGUAAAGUUUUACUGGCCACAUUGUAACGUCAGCUAGUCUUUUUUCGACAUAAAUUUGUAAU
Messenger RNA from Hyalella azteca, 3292 nucleotides. Its product is annotated as transmembrane protein 201-like. The record is from RefSeq and is a predicted model, not a curated record. NCBI's taxonomy places the organism in Eukaryota, Metazoa, Arthropoda, Malacostraca, Amphipoda, Hyalellidae. The transcript is spliced from 9 exons. The coding region runs from base 108 to 2540 and encodes 810 amino acids. Gene Ontology annotation, cellular component: nuclear membrane. Gene Ontology annotation, biological process: nuclear migration along microtubule. Gene Ontology annotation, molecular function: lamin binding; actin filament binding.